AUGAUUCCAAGCGAUAGUGUUUUGCAGUUGGGCACGAAUUUAAAUAACAAUGCAACAAUUUCUCCGUAUUCAAAUUGUGGUGUCAUACAUUCAGAAUUUGGAAGUGGUGUUCAAAAUGGAUAUCGAGUCCCUCUACAACCUCCAAAUAACCCGGAUGCGCUUGAGAACACUCGUUUGACAAUUCGUCAUAAGCUUUCUGAACACCUUAGUCAGCAUGCCAAAGGCUUUGCGGAUUCUUUAGUUUCUGCUACAUCCGUAUGUAGUGACCUCUCCAAUGAAAUUGACAAAAUGCUAGCUUCUGUUUCAAUCCAUAGUUCGGCAAUUAAGGAAACGAAAUCCAAGAUUCCGCAAAAGCAAAACACCCCUAAAGCUCCGCCUCUUCCUCCAUGGAUUUCUCCAAUCAUUCCCACUGACACCUUCACUCCUCCUGUUCAGCCCCGACUUAAACUUUCGAUUUCAUCAAAUGACGAAGGUCUCGCUCUUCAGUGGGAACUAGACGAGUGUUCUAGGUCAUUGGAAUUUCAGCCUGCGAUCACUUACGAACUAUUUAGCUGCGCGUGUCCAAGUGGAACUUCCUCGAGUGAUAGUUCUAUCAGCGUGUGGCAAAAGAUCAGUGAUAUUCAGGCUUUACCACUUCCGAUGACAUGUACCCUCGAUAAUGUCGCCUCGAACAACGUUUUCUUCUUCGCUAUUCGUUCGAAGGACAGUCUGGGCCGGCUUAGUGAUUGGUCUAAUGUCGUGAACGCACUUGUCUGUUGA
This is a messenger RNA of Mesocestoides corti, 759 nucleotides long. NCBI's taxonomy places the organism in Eukaryota, Metazoa, Platyhelminthes, Cestoda, Cyclophyllidea, Mesocestoididae. The record is from the annotation of a GenBank genome assembly.